Colius striatus (speckled mousebird) is the source of this 1152-nucleotide messenger RNA. Its product is annotated as class I histocompatibility antigen, F10 alpha chain-like. Lineage: Eukaryota; Metazoa; Chordata; Aves; Coliiformes; Coliidae. The transcript has 7 exons. Gene Ontology annotation, biological process: immune response. The record is from RefSeq and is a predicted model, not a curated record. Gene Ontology annotation, cellular component: external side of plasma membrane. The coding region runs from base 50 to 1066 and encodes 338 amino acids.
GGGCCGGGGCGAGGCGCGGGCGGAGCCGCGUCCGGAGCGCAGCGGCGCGAUGGGGUCGGUGCCGGCGCUGGGGCUGCUGCUGCUGCUGGUCCUCGGCCGGGGGGCGGAUGGGCUCCACUCCCUGCGCUACUUCUACGUUGCGGUGUCAGAGCCCAGCCCGGGGCUGCCCCAGUUCACAGCCGUGGGGUACGUGGACGGGAUCCUCAUCUCACAGUACAGCAGCAACACGGGGAGAGUGGUGCCGAGGGUGAAGUGGAUGGAGGACAACAUGGACCCUGAGUACUGGGAGGGACAGACCCAGAUUGAGAGGAGCAAUGAGCAGAUCGGCCUUAUGAACCUGGACACGCUGCGGAGCCGCUACAACCAGAGCGGGAGGGCUCACACGCUGCAGGUCAUGUCUGGCUGUGACCUGCUGGAGGACGAGAGCACCAGGGGCUAUUGGCAGUACGCCUACGAUGGGAGGGACUUCAUCGCCUUCGACAUGGACACGAUGACGUUCACCGCGGCGGAUGCGGCCGCACUGGUCACCAAGAGGAAGUGGGAGGAGGACGGGACAGUGGCUGAGAGGAUGAAGCACUACCUGGAGAGCACCUGCAUCGAGUGGCUGAAGAAAUACGUGAGCCACGGGCAGGAGAUGCUGGAGAGGAAAGAGCCCCCCACGGUGCGAGUGUCGGGGCAGGAGGCCCACGGGGUGCUGAGCCUGCGCUGCCGCGCGUACGGCUUCUACCCGCGGCCCAUCUCCGUCAGCUGGCUGAAGGACGGCGAGGUCAGGGACCAGGACACCGAGUGGGGCGGCGUGGCGCCCAACAGCGACGGCACCUACUACACCUGGGCCUCCAUCGAGGCCCGUCCCGAGGACAGGGACAAGUACCGGUGCCGCGUGGAGCACGCCGGCCUGCCCGAGCCCGGCCUCUACGCCUGGGAGCCGGACUCCAACCCGUUGCCCAUCGUGCUGGGGGUGGCGGGUGCCCUCGUUGUUGCCAUCGCAGCCAUCGCUGGGGUUCUGCUGUACACACGCAUGUCUGGGAACCCCGAGGGCUACAAGGCGCCACCCAGCAAGGCCUGAGCAGCCCGGCAGCGGCGACACCCGGUGACACGGGGCAGGGGGCGCUUGUCACCUUCCCUGCCCACAAUAAACCCGCUCUGGGCUCA